AGCAUAUAAAUUCGCUGUAUUCACCCGAUUUCGACGAAUGCCGAUCAGUCGUCGAACAAUGGCGUUAACGGUUUUAUGUCUUCUCGGCCUUGUGGCCUUCUCUCAGGCUGGAGUUCUCCCGAAUUUUGACCCCAGAAUUGUGAACGGAGAAAAUGCUAAAUUAGGCGAGAUUCCAUAUCAGGUUUCUCUUCAAGAAAAAAAUUCCAACUUCCACUUCUGCGGCGGUUCAGUUUUGAAUGACAAUUAUGUUAUCACAGCAGCUCACUGCGUUGUCGGUCGAUCACCAUCGGCAUUGAAAGUCGUUGCGGCCAGUAUCAAUUUGCAAGAUCCACGAGCGACGCACGAAGUUGCGCAAGUCAUCACGCACGAGAACUACGACGCCAGUAAUUCCUGGAUCAACGACAUCGCUUUACUAAAGGUGAAAACUCCGUUCAAGAGGUCUGAAACUCUCGGACACGUUCCUCUGCCGCCAAAGGGCCACGUCGUCAAAGCUAAUGACGUAGCUGUUGUAUCGGGAUGGGGCAGACUCUGGCAAGGUGGACCGACUACCAAACAACUGCAGCGAGUUAACAUUGUGAUCGCUGAUCAGACUUACUGCCGAAGCAAAUAUGUUAAUCUUGGAUACUACGUUCACGACACGCAAGUUUGCGCGUACGAUCCGAGAGUUGAGAAGGGAUCCUGCCACGGUGACUCGGGUGGUCCGUUGACCGUUGGUGGCAAACUCGUUGGACUCGUAUCCUGGGCAAAUGGCUGUGCCAGCACCUCCUAUCCUACCGUCUACACUCGUGUCGUAUCUUAUCUCGACUGGAUUAAAGCUCACGCGGUCUAAACUUCUAACUAUGGCUACUACUCGUACUCUGUCCUUCGUUUUGUGUAAAUUAUCUAACGAUCGAUUUUGUUAAUCGAGAAGAGAGAAAACGAUUUGUUACAUAACGUACUAACGAUGUGACAUAGGGGUUGUACAUAACAGAUACCCUUAAGAACUUGUACACAUUUCUUUGUUUUUUUAAUGGAAUAAAUAUAUUUUACUUCUCAUCAUA
This is a messenger RNA of Pseudomyrmex gracilis, 1040 nucleotides long. Its product is annotated as chymotrypsin-2-like. The transcript has 7 exons. Gene Ontology annotation, molecular function: serine-type endopeptidase activity. Gene Ontology annotation, biological process: proteolysis. Bases 38 to 829 code for a protein of 263 amino acids. The record is from RefSeq and is a predicted model, not a curated record. NCBI's taxonomy places the organism in Eukaryota, Metazoa, Arthropoda, Insecta, Hymenoptera, Formicidae.